Messenger RNA from Heteronotia binoei (common prickly gecko), 6680 nucleotides. RefSeq names its product chloride intracellular channel 4 (gene CLIC4). The transcript is spliced from 6 exons. Bases 229 to 993 code for a protein of 254 amino acids. NCBI's taxonomy places the organism in Eukaryota, Metazoa, Chordata, Lepidosauria, Squamata, Gekkonidae. The record is from RefSeq and is a predicted model, not a curated record.
GAGACUAGCCCCGCCUCUUCCUAUAAAUAGCGGGCGUCUCCCGCUUCAGCGGCUCAGUCGCGGUGCCGCCUCUUUCGGCGGAGGUGAGGGUCGGUGCGUGCAUGAGAGCGCGGCGAAGAGGGGAGGCGGGCAGGAGCGCGCGUGCCAGCCGGCGGAGCGGCUGUGUUGCCGGGGCGGCGGCUUUCCUCUCCACGCACGAGCCGCUGGGGAAAGAAGACGGAGCCGAGCAUGGCGCUCUCGAUGCCGGUGAAUGGGGUGAAGGAGGAGGGCGACAAGGAGCCGCUCAUCGAACUCUUCGUCAAGGCUGGCAGUGAUGGAGAAAGCAUAGGAAACUGUCCCUUUUCUCAGAGGCUCUUCAUGAUCCUUUGGCUCAAAGGUGUGGUGUUUAGUGUUACGACAGUUGACUUGAAAAGGAAGCCUGCAGAUCUCCAGAACCUGGCUCCAGGGACUCACCCGCCCUUUAUCACAUUUAACAGUGAAGUCAAAACAGAUGUGAACAAGAUUGAAGAGUUUCUUGAAGAAAUCCUCUGCCCACCCAAGUAUUCAAAGCUUUCUCCAAAACACCCAGAAUCGAAUACUGCUGGAAUGGACAUAUUUGCCAAAUUUUCAGCAUUUAUCAAGAAUUCCAGGCCAGAAGCUAAUGAAGCCUUAGAGCGAGGCCUUCUGAAAACUCUGCAGAAGCUGGAUGAGUACCUGAACACUCCUCUCCCCGAUGAGAUAGACGAGAACAGCAUGGAGGAUGUCUUGGUUUCCAACCGCAAGUUUCUUGAUGGUGAUGAGAUGACACUAGCAGAUUGCAACUUGUUGCCCAAGCUACAUAUUGUCAAAGUUGUGGCCAAAAAGUAUCGCAACUUCGAUAUUCCCAAGUCCAUGACAGGCAUAUGGAGGUACCUGACCAACGCCUACAGCCGUGAUGAAUUUACCAACACUUGUCCUGGAGACAAAGAAAUUGAAAUUGCUUACAGCGAUGUAGCUAAGAGACUCACUAAAUAAGCAGCACUUCACCUACGUUCAUAACAAAAUGCUUCUUUUAACAGACUGCUCUUUUGUUUUUGACUUUUUAAGAUAGCAAUUUACUUUGCAUGAAUUUGCAGUUAUUCAGUGUUAUGUUUCAUAGGACUUGGGGGUACAAUGGUCUGCUUAAAACUUGCAAAUGAAAGUUUUGACUUUUUGCCUCCUGUGACAAUUUGAUCCUGCAGCAUACCAAUUCUGCAGUCUUGCCCAGGAGCGCUAUACAGCUCAUGGCUUUUGCUAGCAUGAGCUAAAAUAAAUUUGCAUAUACUGGGUCCAUAUUAGAUGAGGACCAGUUUAAGCAGCAGACCUGUAAAGCUUUUCUGGACUGAACUACUUCAGACUGUGGGGAUGAGCUCCAGGUUAGAAUAUCUCCCUAGUGUGUAUACAGACUAGUGUGUUGGGAACAAUAGUUCAAAAAGCCUUUUGUGGAUUUUUAAAGAUAGCCAAGGAAGGUUCUCCCCCCACCCACCUUUGGAGAGCAUAUUACACAGCUUCUCUCCCCAACUGCCUGAAAUGGUUCACUUCGUGAAAAACUUUACUGCUAUGAUCCUGCUAGCCCUUGAUCUCAAAUCAGCCUAAGAAGUGUUUCUUGAUAUGGCUGAAGGAUUAUUUAUCUGUUUUGGGGGGGGAUGUCUUUAAACAGCUAUGUGUACCAGAGCUCUUAGAAAUACUGUACUUGUUGGUCUGUCUGCACUGUGUGUCCCUAAGCUGCCUAUUGCCUGCCCUAAAAAAGAGCGACUUGCAGAAUUACUGGGGAGAAACUGGGAAGACUGCCUUUGCUGCCAAGGAGACAUCAGUGAACAAGCUGAGACACCAGGAGGCUGCACUCUUGGGAGGGGAGUUAGCUGUAAUAGGCAUGUAUUUGCAUGAGUCCCUUUUGUGUGUGUGGGUUUUUUUUGUGCUGUGGUCCUCUUGAACUUCAACAUUCGGUUGGGUCAAAAUCCCCAGAAAUCUUCAUUGAAGAAUGACUUUAAGCAGACCAUCAGAAUAGAAAAAUAUGGCCUUUGCGACAAACCCCCCCCUAAGCUUAUUAAGAAUAGGAGGAUGCUUUUUUUUUUUUUUAACUUAAACUUUAUUCAAGGAAGUUUAAAUAUAGUCUAUACACUAUAUUAAAAAAGAAGUUAGAGUUCUUAAAUGAACACUUGCUUUAAAAAAGUUAAAGAGUUUGUAAACUUAAGAUUUCAAGUCAAGUCCAGUAGAGUUUCUUGGCUGCCGCUUCUGCCCUGCUAGCCCUCCGCAAAAUCCUCUUUGAUAGGGGUACAGUAGGCAGAGAAGGUGCUGGCGCUGCUCAGAACCCCCUUCCACCUUAAAAAAAAACAACCCACCAGCAGCUGGUUCUUGGUGUCCAGGUUCCCCAAAGUAAAAAAAGGAGAUUGUGUUGUUCUGCUCACAGGCCAAGGCCUCUUGGUUGUUGACUGGCUUUAAGGCCAGGAUGCUGUAGGCCCAGUUGUGGCACUUUUUGGAGUUUCAGCGGCAGUCCUUGAAACACUCCCAUCUCCUGCUUCCAGCAGCCACAGUGCCUGUUGCUGCAGCCACCUUUGUAGUUGCACCCCCAAAAGUUCUUGGUUGCUCUGGUUAUUUUUUGCUGUUACCUAAUCAUCAGGAAGAUCCUUUUUGCUUUAAGGCACUGAAAGUUUUCUUAAUAUGCAAAUUGAACAAAUCUUCAAAACUUGCGCUGUUAAAUGCCUUAGAUAAGUGCUAAGAUUCUCCUUGGGUGCGAAGCUGCUCUUAUGUCACUGGGUAGAAGUAUCACUGCUGAUGUUUCCUGCUCACUGUUGCUAACAUCAGAAUUUUGCUGACAGUACUUUUGAAACAUUUUUUUUUAAAAAAAAUAUGUGCAAGUGACCUUUAAAAACCAUCGUGGUUGCCUUAAAUGGACCAUAGUUCCAAAAAAUAUAUUUUUUCUCUUCUGAAGCUAUGGAAUACGAUGUUAUUGUGUUAACUUUUCCUGCCUUCAUUGUACCUUCAGUUGAUCUUUGCAUAAAUAUCCCUGACCUCUAGCUUUUCAUGCCACAGUCAUUAGGCAUCAGAUUUUUUCCCCCUAGAUUGGUAUCAAGUAAUAGCACUGUAAAUUUAAUUAAAAAACAAAAACAAAACUUUUUGUAUUCUUUAAUAAAAACAGUGAAGUGUUUUGAGGCAUGGAGUGACCUUUCCAUUUUUAAAGAAGCCAUCAAGGACUACUCCAACGAAUGUCUCACCAGUGUACUUUUUUGAAAUUUAUACAACAAAAUGUAAUUUUUCUAAAUAUAACCAAUUUUUAGUUGUCGAAGAGUGCUAUUUCUUUCCAGUCUGGAGUUAUUCAGCAUAAACCAGUAGCACAGAAGAGGAAUGUGAAAUCUUUUAGGAGAAGUAACUUAUUAAGAGGGGUUAAAAGCUAUGCUUUUUAUUGUAAGCUUCAUAUUAUUACCGCAUGAUCUAUCAUGAAAAUUAGUGGAAACAGGUGUCUUGGAAACAGGCUUGUAUUUGUUACUGGUAGCUUUUGUGGUGCCUUCCUGCUAUUCCCAUUUUAAAUAUGUCCAGUGUUAACUGCAAAAUCAGUUAUAUGCAUAUUUUCUUGUUAAGGGGGGGGAGGUGCUUGAAGCGUCUUCUGUUUCUGACAUACCCUGAAAAGGGGAGAGGGGGGAAAUGCUUUUGCAGCACUUGUUUGCUGGUAUAUCUUCAUUUUUAGUUUCCCAUGCCUGAAAUACGCUCCCAAUUCUUGCUGAUGUUGUCCAUGCUGUCUCUCAGUUGCUACCUUGCUGUGCAGUUUCCCCAGUUAGAUGCACGCGUUCAGUAAUGAUGUGGCAAAAUGCAUCAUGGUAAACUCUGGAUGGUUGCUGAUUAUAAUCCAAACUUAAGCACAACUUUCUUGCCAUCCUGGUUGUGUUUUUCCUGAUACUGACUGAAAGUAUGUUGUCAGAAAACUCGCCCUUUCAGUAAUUUGGUAGGAGGGGUAGGUGGGAAGGCUAAAGCUAAGACCAAUAUGGACUGUCUUUUCCAGUUGGAGCUAAGCAGUUGCCCCCCUCUGUUUUUUUACUUGGCAGACAUUUUUUAGGUUACUAAAUCUGCUUAGGAUAGAGUAGAUAGAGGGUUUUUUUGUGGAUUUUGGACAAAGUAGCCCUAACAACUGGGGAUUUGAAUUGAGGUCCUGUCUGGAAAGUCCUUUGGCACUUCCCAACUACGUGAGUCAAAAUAGAAGGACAUUGAGUGCCAGCUUGUUUUAAAUGAUGCUAUAAAAUAAGAUAAUUUUUCAUCCAUCACUUGGUGCUGAUAUUAUGCCUUAGCACGAUUGAAUGAAUAUAUUAAUAUAGGAAGUGGUUAAAUAUUAUGUUCUUGAUCCUAUCAAGCUGGAACCAGGAAAUCUUCAUUAAUAUAUUUUAAGGAGAAAAAACUUGCCUCCUUAGUAUUGAUGUGUAUAUAUAUAGCUAUGAUUCCACUUAUCCCUUUUGUAUGAUGCAGCCAUUCCCACAAAUUAUAUACAUGCCUUCAUGGCCCAUGUGGAUGAAAGAAUUUUGUUCUCUUCCCCUAGCAAUUGAGGAAUUAGUGACUUCUGGCUUCAGACAGGGAACAAAAACUCCAUGUAUCGUUUUUCUUUUUCAGUGGCUUUUAAAAUAAGUGACCAUCGAACUGUUUGUCACCUUCAUUGAUUUUUUAGUGCUUUCGGUUUGAUUGACUUCCUGGAAGUCUUGAAUGAUCACCAGCUCAGAUGAAAUCUUUAUUGUGUCGCUGUUGUGAAGUCUGGAGAGGAAGGAAUAUGGCAGGUUUAUUCCAAGGAAGGUCUCCCUUCUUCACAGGGGUAUAUAUUGUGUGUUCAAUUGAGGGAUCGUCACUGAGUUGAAAUUUUUUUUUUUGCUUUUAGCCCUGCAUAUUCUACAAAAGCACUCUUGGUGGUGGGCCUGUUCACAUUUCCUUCCACCUGACCAUCAUUAUGUUUAAGAGCAUGAGGUGGUAGUCCCACAUAAACUAAAAGUACAAGCAAGGACACAGCAAUUUGGAUGAGAUGGGAAUUGCCAUGGUCCUGUGGGAUCUAAGCACAUGUACAUGGAACCUAACCAUCAUGCCACAUUGUGUGAAGCAGCCAGUAGUGUAAAAACCAUUCCCCAGUGCCAUAUUGAAUUCGAUCCUGUAAUGGAUUGUUUAUCUGGUGUGACGGGGUUACCUCUCUUUCUGCCAGAGAUGCUUACAGUUCUUUGAGACUGAGAAUUUAGGAUAUGGUAAACGUUCAGUUGGAGCAAUCUUGGAAUUUCUUCUUUGCAUACGUGUAAGUGGGAGCAAAUUUUUCUAAGCGAUAAUCCUGGGACUGGCUACAUGGACUUGCAGGUGGGAGUCUGAGGUCUGUGUCAUAGUCAGAGGUGACCUUCUUGUAAGACUAAAUGAGGCUCAUCAGUUGUCUCUCACUUAGUACCCUGUUCCCUGGGAGACAGUCACCAGUGAAGUUCUCUUGCAUAAUUGCCAUUGAAAUCAACUUCUUAUUCCUUUUUGGAGCUUGCAAAAAGAACUUUCCAGGGGUUUAUCAGUCUGUGUCCGGAAUCUUAGUUGGAUUUUCUGCCUGAUGCAUCAAAAAGCCUUGCAAAUACUCUGUUCUGAUGCUUUGAAAAUACGAUUCAAAAAGGAAGGCUUGGCAGUGUCAGGCUUUUCCUUUCAUCCACCUCAAAUUUUUUUUUAAAACAUCCAAGUGUGUACUCUUGUCAAGUGAUUGAGUUUCAAGAUAGUUUGCUGUUCUAUAAAUUUUCCUGCUAACCUCUUGUGUCAAAGUGUGGAGAGUCUUAAAUAGCAAGAAUAAUGACUGAUUCCCCUGUGAUCCUUUGUGUACAUUCUGUAGGUGAUGGGAGUGAACCUCAAGCUUGCUCUCCACCUGUUCUGGUAGAAGAGCUGGGUGAACCAGUGCCUACACAUGCUGGAACAUUAACAAUUGGUCUGCUGCUUCAAAAGAAACUGAUUUUAGGACUGGAGUUUUACUGUUUCUACCUGGUCUGUGCUGACUCUUGUAUCUUUAAAAGCAGCUUGAUCUGCAAGUAAUGAAGGUCUUAGCUGUAAUGGCAGAUUGAAAAAUUGGCUGCUGUAAACCCUACUCAUGUGCUAAAGUGUGUGUGUAGGCAUCAGUGUGACACGGGAAAGCUCUCUACGUGCAAUGGGGGACAUGCACAGGAGCCCAGGACUACCUCCCAUGCUCUGAUGCAGGUGGAUUAAGGUCACAUGGAACAUGACAGCUUUUGUAGGAUCCUACAGGGCCAUGCUUUACCUUUCUUUUUCCCUGAAACUGUUGCUUUAGGAAGAUGAGAUAGGAAAUGAAGUGUUUAUGCUAAAAGCUGAUGACAAUUUUCUUUUGUUUGUGACUAAUGGGAGGUGUCUUGUGCAAACCCAUAGUUGGGUAGAGACUGUCAAAUUCUUCCCUGUCCUUUUGAGCACAUCUGACAAUGUUCUUAUUUUAAAACAGCAUUUUUGAAGCUUAUCAUGGUCAACUGUUGCAUGUAAGGAAAGGGGGGAAGGGGAGUGGGUAGGAAUGGGUUAUACAUUUCCAGAAUGGGCAGGUAUUAAUAUGGCUUCAAUACAGAGUGAUACUUGGAGUCUCCAAACAACUUAUUGUACUAUUGCUUAUCUUUUCACUUUUCUGGAAUAUCUUUUACAGAUAUACCGGCAAACUGCUGGCAGCUAUUGUUUAAAAAAUAAAAUUAUAUUUUCACUUA